Messenger RNA from Lathyrus oleraceus (garden pea), 528 nucleotides. RefSeq names its product eugenol synthase 2. The record is from RefSeq and is a predicted model, not a curated record. Lineage: Eukaryota; Viridiplantae; Streptophyta; Magnoliopsida; Fabales; Fabaceae. The transcript is spliced from 4 exons. Bases 1 to 528 code for a protein of 175 amino acids.
AUGGCAGGUAGUAACCUAAGCAAAAUUCUGUUGAUCGGCGGCACCGGUUACAUCGGAAAGUUCAUUGCAGAAGCCAGCGUCAAAGCCGGACACCCAGCCUUCGUUCUAACGCGGGAGUCAACUCUUACCAAUCCGGCUAAAUCAUCCAUCAUCAACAAAUUCAAAGACUUAUCUGUCAAUCUUGUUAUUCUACGUACUAAAAUGGUGUUGGGAUAUGUUAUUGAGGGAGAUCUCUAUGAUCAUCAAAGUUUGGUGAAGGCAAUAAAACAAGUUGAUGUUGUCAUUUCAACUGUGGCUCGCUCUCACCUCGCGGAUCAAGAUAAAAUCAUUUCUGCCAUUAAAGUAGCCGGAAAUGUUAAGUUUGUAGCUAUAGCUCCACCAAGAGAUAAAGUUGUUAUCCUAGGAGAUGGAAAUCCCAAAGCUGUUUUUAACAAGGAAGAGGAUAUUGCUGCUUAUACAAUCAAAGCUGUUGAUGAUCCAAGAUAUGUAUCCGCCACGGUUUACUGCUUAAGGCACGUGUUAGCAUGA